This is a messenger RNA of Acanthaster planci (crown-of-thorns starfish), 2799 nucleotides long. RefSeq names its product snake venom 5'-nucleotidase-like. Gene Ontology annotation, molecular function: 5'-nucleotidase activity. Gene Ontology annotation, cellular component: plasma membrane. Gene Ontology annotation, biological process: AMP catabolic process. Lineage: Eukaryota; Metazoa; Echinodermata; Asteroidea; Valvatida; Acanthasteridae. The record is from RefSeq and is a predicted model, not a curated record.
GUUCUUUUUCUGACAGAAAAAACGUUACGUUUACCUUUUCCUCAUUCUGAUGUAUACGUUGUCGGUUGAUACAUCAUGCGUAGAUCAGUGAUACGUUAUCGGUCAGAAUUCCUCUUUUAAAUUACAUGAUCCGCCUUCAGGUGAUUACACAGUCGGUUAGAAAUUCUACUAAGUGACACUGUCGGUCACUUAGAUACAUCAUUGAUUGGGGAUACAGUAUUGCUCAAUUUUGCGAUACAAACUCGGUUGGUGGUACAUUAUCAGUUGUAAAACCUUGAUCAUAGGACGACUGGAAACUUGAAAGCUAAACAUGCCGCGUUUUCCAAUUUUUACCUGCAAUGUAUUCCUGCCGUUGCUUUUUCUCUGGGGGUAUGUUCACCUAACACCUCCGCACGUCGUCGGCUUUGAGCUAACCAUCAUACACACCAACGAUGUGCGGGCCCGAUUCGAGCCAGUCAGUGCCAGGUACGGCGGGGAAUGCACCGCUGACAUGGAAGCGAAGGGAACGUGCUUCGGUGGGCUGGCCCGUCGGGCCGCCAAAAUUAAAGAAAUACGCGAAUCAAGCGAGAACGUCCUUCUGCUUGACGCCGGUCAUCAAUUCCAAGGGAGUAUGUGGUUCUAUGUCAACAGGGGCUUGGCAACGGCACACUUCAUGAACAGACUGUCCUAUGAUGCUAUGGCAAUCGGACAGCACGAAUUCGACUUUGGUGUGGAAGGUUUGGCCAGGUUUGUCAACAAUUUAACAUUUCCAGUGAUAGGUAGCAACAUUAAUACCAGCAAGGAGCCUAGCCUUAACCGUCUGGUACUGAAACAACAUAUUGUUCAGUUCGCCGAUGGGCAGAGGGUUGGCCUCGUUGGCUACAGCUAUGCAGAGACGCCAGAUAUUGCAAAUACCGGUCACUUGACGUUCCUGGAUGAGGUGGAGGGCUUACAACCGGUCGUGGACAGUCUUGUGUCCCAGGGUAUCAACCAGAUUAUUGCACUAGGACACUCCGGCUACGACCGAGCGCUAGUCAUCGCCAAUACACUGAUAGGCGUAGAUGUAGUGGUCAGUGGGCGCGAUUCGACCCUCUUGCAUACAGGUGACAAACCCUCGACUGAGACGCCAAAAGGUGACUAUCCUGCAGUGGUCCAUCCAGACCAUAACCCAACGGCCACUGUGUUAGUGGUCCAAGCAGCCCAAUACGGCAAAUACCUGGGCAACUUGAGUGUAUGGUUUGAUGACAGCGGUGUUGUUUCAGGAUUUGGCGGGAACACCGUCCUACUGGAUGACAGUGUGGAGGAAGACCAGGAAAUUUUAAAGGAGAUGGAGCCUUGGAGAGACCGCGUGACUGAAGUAGCCAAUCAGGUGGUCGGACAGACGUUGGUGGAUCUGGACUUCGCGGCUUGCGCCUCCGCAGAAUGUGCAUUGGGGAAUCUUGUGGCAGACGCUAUGCUGUUCCCCAACUUGAACACAUCGGACGGUUGGAGCGAUGUUAGUAUUAGCAUCACGACUACCGGAAGUAUGGUCUCAUCUGCAGGCGUUGGAGAUAUUACGAUAGGUACCAUUAACAAGAUAAUACCAUACGGCGAUACCAUAGACGUUAUUGAGCUGAAAGGCAGACACCUACUAGAAGCACUGGAAAACUCCGUAUUUGAUUGGGAUGAAGACAAGAUCAAUUACCAAAUGAUGCAAAUGGCUGGAAUGCGUGUAGUGUAUGACCUGUCCCGUUUGCCUGGUGACCGUGUAGUGUCUAUUGAUGUACGGUGCGCAGACUGCCCUGUGCCCGCCUACGAUAAACUGCGUCUGGAUGCCGUCUACAAAGUAGCGGUUAACAGCUACAUCGAGCAGGGCAAAUACGGGUAUUCGUCCCUCACAAAGAAGCUAAGCGUCCGAAGGGGCGGCCUGGAUGCAGACAUCUUGAGGGACUACCUCCUGAAAUUUUCACCCAUUUCCCACAGCGUUGAGCUUGGGCGCCAAAUCAUACACAACGGAGAUGCUUCCUGCUUUACCGACAUGGAGUCCUCGGCAACUGCCCUGCGAGGCUGGAACCUGUCGAUCAUUUCGUGGGGGAUAUAUGUAUUUUUUCUACAAUUGAAAUCGUAUAUUAGGACAGAGGAAGCAUAGGCUUCAUUUAUAAGCGUUUUCAAUGAAUGCUGCCCCCUUGUGUUGGUUUUUGUCUUCAGCAAAGAGGCUUACAGUUUGAUUGUGUCGAAGUAAGCGGUUUUACAUGCAUUUAUCACUUGCUAUUUUGAAUUUAAAGCUUGUUCUCGCUUGUUUCCCGGCCUCCAUUUUUUGCAUUUUUUUUUUCAAUACACUCCUUGCUGUGGCAAGUUCGGGAACGCCAUCAACAGAUGAACAUGGUCUAUAGAGAACCCAUCUACACGUUCGCAAAACUAACAUUUCAUUUCAUUUGCAGCAAUAUAUAAAACAAUCAUUUAACAAGGCGUUUUGUAUUGGUUACUAUCAUUGCUUCAGAGGAAAUUUCCCUGAGACAUGUAGCUGGGCACGUAUUCUGGUUAUACAGCAUAAUAAAUUACUCUAACUUGCUUUGUCACGGCAUAUUGCAAAAAAACAUCAUUUACACAUUACAAGUUGUAUAUGAUUAGUUGUUACUUUCGCAAUGGAAAUCACACGUAAUAUUCACUGCCAUACUUUCUAUUGUAUUUCUAUAUCAAUUUUUAAGAAGCUGGCAUCAAAUAGAUGCGUCUGCAACACGAAACUUUGGUCUGAUUCUAAAGUCACUGCAGAAGAUUACAUGACCAAAAGGUAUACUUCGAUGUAAAUAAAGCUCUUAUUAUACAUGUAGAUCAAGUAAA